ACUAUAGCAACAACUCUAGCACGAUAUUUAAAAAAAGUCAUAUUUAUUGAGAAGUUAAAAAAAAGCUUUUAAAACUGUUCGAAUUUUUUUGGUUAAAUUUUAUUCUAAUUUUGGCGAACAGGAGUAGAAAAAAGGACUUUCGUGACGUCGACUGCAUUGGACUUCAAAAAAACUCUGAUGUUAUCAGUAAAGGUUGUCGGCUCCCUUAGCAGGACUGAGCUUAUGGCACAGAGUGGGAAAUUGUUUCGUUUCAAUAAUUUAAUAAGAAACAGACGGAGGAUAAUGACGAGCCCAUUCAGCCUGGCCAAAGCUGAAGACGAUUUAGAAAAGAAUCCGUUUUUCGAAAAAUACGCGUCCAAAAUCCAAAAGUUGCGCGUCACCGAUCCUCAUGUUUUUGAACAGAAGUUAAAAGAAUUCGAGGGUCGUAAAAAGCAAUUGAAGGAAAAGCUCAAACCUCCCAACUUGCAGAAAAAUGUGGAAGAGUCGAAAGCCAAAGAGAAAAAAGGAUACAAGAACAAAACCUUAGACAGCAUAAUGAACGUUGAUAAGUUAAAAGGGAAGAGCAAAGAAGAGGUGGACCAUAUAUGGAAAGAGUACUACAAGUCCAAAGAGGACGUCGUUUUCGCCACAAUGUCCAAAGAACUCUAUAACAAGUUUGCGUCUAAGUGUAAAGAAUGUCCGACAUUUGUCGUCCCUCUUCCCAGGGGGGAAGGCUACGAAUUCUUCAUGUCGCAGUACGAAGACAACGGGUUACACUUCGCCUCAUUGGCCCAGUACAAACUUCACAAAGAGAGCUGCCCCGAAUGCCUCUGUCUGACUUACUUCCCCGAACUACCUCAAGACAUUGUCCUCAUGCUGGGGGAAUACGAUAACAAAAUACUUUCCAGCCUCGAAGCCAGCUGCAUCGUCAACGUAGUGCAGUAUUUCUACGGUAGCGAUGAUAAAUACCAAAUAGUCAAACAUUUUAACAAAGAUCCAAAGACAUUCGACUACAACGUUCUUAUCACCGCAAUGGGAAAUAUGUCGUUAAAUGAAAAAUAAUUUCAAAAUUUGUACUAUGUAGUUUGUUACCAAUUAUAUCUGUUGAAUUCAAA
This is a messenger RNA of Cimex lectularius (bed bug), 1094 nucleotides long. Its product is annotated as ATP synthase mitochondrial F1 complex assembly factor 1. Lineage: Eukaryota; Metazoa; Arthropoda; Insecta; Hemiptera; Cimicidae. The record is from RefSeq and is a predicted model, not a curated record. Gene Ontology annotation, cellular component: mitochondrion. The transcript has 2 exons. Gene Ontology annotation, biological process: mitochondrial proton-transporting ATP synthase complex assembly. The coding region runs from base 178 to 1041 and encodes 287 amino acids.